Candida dubliniensis CD36 is the source of this 1257-nucleotide messenger RNA. RefSeq names its product DNA-binding transcription factor (gene RAP1). The record is from RefSeq and is a predicted model, not a curated record. Lineage: Eukaryota; Fungi; Ascomycota; Pichiomycetes; Serinales; Debaryomycetaceae. The transcript has a single exon. Gene Ontology annotation, cellular component: shelterin complex. Gene Ontology annotation, molecular function: telomeric repeat DNA binding. The coding region runs from base 1 to 1257 and encodes 418 amino acids. Gene Ontology annotation, biological process: telomere maintenance via telomere lengthening; regulation of DNA-templated transcription.
AUGAGUUAUUCUUAUUCAUCUUUUGAAGAUGAUGGACAAUAUCAAACGGAUUUGUCGGAAGUUGCUUCAAGAAAUGCUGAUGAACAAGCCGCAGGGCAUCAACAACAACAAUUACAAUAUUAUCGUCGAGUACAAAUAGAAGAAGCAACAAGACAACGACAACAACGAAAACAACAACGAAAACAACUGCAACUGCAACUGCAACUGCAACUGCAACAAUCUAUACCCAUACCAAAUCGACCAAACCGGUCACCUCCUAAACCAAUAUUUAUUGAUAAAGAUGGUAAAUCAAUGUAUUUUUAUAUUCCUGAAGAUGAACCUAAUCGAAAUAAAUAUCGAGAUUUAAUAAUAACUCAUGGAGGUGUAUUAGUUGAAAAAUAUUUCCCCUCAAUUAUCCCAUUAAGUAAUAAUGAAGAAUUGAUUGGAUUUAUCAAAUUAACAUUUAUUGAUGAUUGUAUUGCUCAAAAUCAAUUACUUCCAGUAAUUGAUUAUGGAACUUAUGGGAAUCCUGAAGAUGCCCCAUUUGAUGCAUCAUCAAUAAUUGAUGAAUUUCAUAGUGAUUUGACUAAUGGUAUAUCAUCACUGUUUGGACCAAUAGAAGGAACAAGUACAAGCUCUAUGGUUGGUCCUCCUCCUCCUCCUCCUAAUCGUCGUACUGUAAGUGCAUUUCCUAAUGCUCAAAUCAAUCAUAAUUAUAAUAGUAGACGUGGAUCAACGGGUCAUAGAUUUACUAUAGAACAAGAUGAAUUUAUUCUUGAACAAGUUCGAAGGAAACCUCGAUUUAGACAAUCACAAAAAUUUUAUCGUAAAUUAGCUGAAUUAGAACCUUUAAGAGGACAUACAGGGAAUUCAAUUCGAUCAAGAUUUAGAAAACAUUUGGAAUCAAGAUUAAAUUAUAUUUAUAAAACUAAUGAUAUGGAUGAAUUAAUUUAUGAUGAAGCAGGGAAUUUAAUUAAAAUUGGACUUGAUCAAAUGCCAGGAACUCUUAAAAAUAAAUUCAUCCCACAAGAUGAUUAUAUUCUUUGUUGUUAUGCAUUAAAAUAUAUGGAGACAACAAAUACUGAUUCUUCAGCUUUACCUUAUUCAUUUUAUGAUAGUAUGUAUAGAAAAUGUCCUAAACAUACUUUACAUUCUUGGAGAGAUAGAUUUCGGAAAUUUAUUCGUGAUAAAACUGAUCUUGUUGAAUAUAAAGAAUAUUAUGAGAAUUGUGAAAAAGUAGGUAUGACUCCUAGAUGUUUAACAAGAAUUGCUCCAUAA